ACCCUAAAUUGAAGAGAAGAGUGAAGAUUGAGAGUUAGGGUUUAAGCGAAAUCAGAUCAGAGAAGAAGGCAUCAUCAUGUUUCCAGGAAUGUUCAUGCGCAAGCCAGACAAAGCUGCAGCACUGAAGCAGCUGAAAUCUCAUGUGGUCAUGUUCCAGGCAUGGGUUGUUGUUAUUCAGGUCACCCCUUACGUUCUUCACUUUCUCAGCACCGAGAAAGAGGAACUUAAGCUUGAGCUUUACCUUCUCACUCUUCCUCGGCAGAGGUACCUUCCUCCAAUUGUUGCAAACCGUGAUAGACAUUGCAUAGCUGAGAUGAUUUAA
Molecule: messenger RNA, 322 nt
Organism: Glycine soja
Lineage: Eukaryota; Viridiplantae; Streptophyta; Magnoliopsida; Fabales; Fabaceae
Product: mitochondrial import receptor subunit TOM6 homolog
Exons: 2
Coding region: 77-322 (81 amino acids)
Cellular component (GO): mitochondrial outer membrane translocase complex
Source: RefSeq, a predicted model, not a curated record